GGCUCCUUCAAGCCACUGGUCUACAUCUCCCCGAGCAAUAGCCUCUUCGACGCUGUCUACUCCUUGAUCAAGCACAAGAUCCACCGCCUGCCUGUCAUCGAGCCCAUCUCGGGCAAUGUCCUGCACAUCCUGACGCACAAGCGCAUCCUCAAGUUCCUCCACAUCUUUGGCUCCACUCUCCCUAAGCCACGCUUCCUGAAGAAAACGGUGCAGGAGCUGUGUAUUGGCACCUUCCGGCAAGUGGUCGGCCUCUACUCCCGGUUCGACGUCAUUCACCUGGCAGCCCAGAAGACCUACAACAACCUGGACAUCAGCGUGCGGGAGGCGCUGCGGCAGCGCACUGUCUGCCUGGAGGGGGUCCUCACCUGCUACCCCCAUGAAACCAUGGAGGACAUCAUCGACCGCAUCGCCAAGGAGCAGGUAGGCUCUGUCCCCUGCUACUGCGCUCCUGUCCCCUCCCUGCUGCUGGGUCACCCGCACCUCGUCACCUUCCUGCUCAGGCCACCUGCCUCCACCCCAGCCAAACCGGCCCUGGGGGAAUGGAGGAGCCUGGGGCUGAGGUCCAGCAGUGCUGGGUACCCAG
Messenger RNA from Tauraco erythrolophus (red-crested turaco), 583 nucleotides. The record is from RefSeq and is a predicted model, not a curated record. NCBI's taxonomy places the organism in Eukaryota, Metazoa, Chordata, Aves, Musophagiformes, Musophagidae.